CAUUCUAUCGACGCUCGUCGCGACAAGCUGCGACCGCAAACACCGCCUGACGAGACCGAGUCGUGCCUAAUUGACCGCCCGCCAGCUGAGAGCCCUGCUCGCGUCAAGCAUCGAAUAGGACUUCGCGCCCUUCUCCAUCCCACAUAUACUACACCGAGGCGAAGGAGACUCGCCGAGGAAGCAGCAUCAAUCAAGAUGGGGCGAAGGAAAAUCGAAAUCAAGGCCAUCAAAGAUGACCGCAAUCGUUCUGUCACAUUCUUGAAGCGCAAGGGAGGGCUCUUCAAAAAGGCGCACGAACUUUCAGUUCUCUGCUCUGUUGAUGUCGCUGUCUUCAUUUUUGGCAACAAUAAAAAAUUGUACGAGUACUCAUCCCGCGACAUGAGAGAGUUGAUCACGCGAUACCAAUAUCACGGCGCACCUAAUGAGCACAAGGGUCCUUCGGACUUUGCUGGAAAGAACGAUGUGGACGAGGAAGAAGAAGAGGAGGCAUCUCCGCCUCAGCGAGAGACCACGGAGCCUCAUAUGGUGCCGCCGCAGUUCCCUGGCCAAGCACCAUUCGCUCAGAUGCGGCAACCUGAUCCGUCCGUCUCGCCUCCGAUCAACAGCAUGCCUUUCCAACAGCAUCCUGGGCACCCGGCAGCCGCUCAGCGCGGUCACACCCCACAGCCGCCGCACGUGGGCUCACGGCCAGGUUCCAGACAAGACAUUCGACGCAUCAGCCAGCAUCAAGUUGGUCCUCCCCAGCCCCAGCAAGCCCAACAACAGCCAAACGGCUAUGCGUAUAUGCCCAGUCCCCCCAUCUACAACACCCAGAACCAACAGCAGAACCCACCCCACGCCAUGCCACACCAUGGACCUCCCUAUGCAUAUCCUCCAAACAACCAUCCGCAGCACGGACAACCACAGCAGCAACAGUAUGUCGACGACCAGCGACGGUCCUCACAUCCCCCCCAUUACCCGCACAACCAUCAGGCACCCCAUGUAUCGCGGAUUUCGGCGUCUCCCCCCCAACCCCACCCGCAGCAACUUCCUCCACACCAUCAGCAGCCGCCACAACAGCAACACCAGCAGCAGCAACAUCAGCAGCAGCAGCAACAUCAGCAGCAACAGCAACAUCAGCAGCAACAUCAGCAACACCCACCACCGCCGCCUCCUCCACCCCAGCAGCCUCAGCAUCAGGCCCCUCACUUCUCGCCUCCCCCACCUCAGCCGCAGCGCUUGGAAUCGCAGCAGCAGGCCCACGAAAACUCCAUGCCUGCACCCAUGGAAAUCAAGCGCGAGAACUCGGAACAGCCGCCACAACUAUCGCUGCUGAAGACGGACAGCAUCAUCAAGAGGCCCACCCGCAAGCACCACAGUAUCUUUACUCCCAUUGACGAGAACCGAUCCAUCCUGUCUCAGCACCUCGCAUCUUUUGCCGCUGCCGAGUCGAGAGCUGAAGCUGCGAAGAAGAAGACCGAGGCCGCCAUCAAGGCUGAUGCUGCUGCCGCUGCCAAGGCGGACGCCCGGUCGCAGUCAGUCGAUGUCGGCGCUGUUUCCAGGGCCAACGGUACUGCUACUGCCUCGCCGCCUCGGCCCAAGCGAACAGGCGGGCUGGGCCGGAAUGUUUCCGUGUCGUCUAUUCCAGACAAGUUCCCACCCCCAUCUCGCUCUAGCACGGGCGGCGGCGCAUCUCGCCCUAGUCUGCGAUUGGAGAUUCCCGACGAGCCGUCUGACGGGGGAGGUACGGCCACGGCUGCUUCGGAGGCGCAGUCUCCCCGCAACCAAGCCGACCCUGGGGCGACGCCGGCAGCGCGGCGGCCAGAUGGGCAAGCGGCCAGUAUGGUAUUGCCGCCUCCUUCCCCUUCCGCUUCUGCUCUCCUUUCCGCCGGGGCCACAGGCCCACCGAAUCCUUUCGCACGACCGCCUCUCCAGCCCAACAACAAUAUGAACAUAGACACUCCAGUGUCGGCUCUUCCCUCGCGAUUCCUCAACAGCGAGUUCCUACCCAGCCCGAGUAGUUUCGAUCCUUUCUGGUACUCUCGUGGGGGUGGCGACAGCAACACGAUGCCGAGCCCGUUGAAUUUCUCGACCCCCUUAGUCGGCCAAGGCCCAAGCUUUCUAAGGGAGGAGGUCUCGACAGGCGCCAAACGCAAGAGCCCCGAUAUCAGCGGCAGUGGCCCUUCAGAUGGGCCAGAAGCCGGUGGGGAUGCUAAGAGAACCAAGAUUGAGUCUUGAGUUUGGCGUGUCUUUCAUCUCAUGCUCUUCGUCCUUAUUUUCAUGUCCGUCUGCAUCAUGCUGACAGCGUGCUUGUGGCUUCGAUCUUGCCAAUUUUCUUUUUCCCCUCUCCUUCUCGGAAUAUUCUUUUCUCUCCUUUCUCGGAAUAUACCCCUCACCAUGAUACCUCUGCACCACUUUCAUUCACGGUUUCGUUGCGGC
Sodiomyces alkalinus F11 is the source of this 2418-nucleotide messenger RNA. RefSeq lists its product as hypothetical. The record is from RefSeq and is a predicted model, not a curated record. The transcript has 3 exons. Bases 196 to 2217 code for a protein of 673 amino acids. NCBI's taxonomy places the organism in Eukaryota, Fungi, Ascomycota, Sordariomycetes, Glomerellales, Plectosphaerellaceae. Gene Ontology annotation, biological process: positive regulation of transcription by RNA polymerase II. Gene Ontology annotation, molecular function: RNA polymerase II cis-regulatory region sequence-specific DNA binding; protein dimerization activity; DNA-binding transcription factor activity, RNA polymerase II-specific.